GCUCUGGAUGCUCGCCCGUCUCUAGGUGGUGCCAAAUUCCGGGGCCUAGGCAUUUUCCCUCCCUUUACGUGUUUUUUUUUUUCUUCUUCUUCUUCUUCAAUGGCUUUGAUUAGGCCGUACGUGGCCGUGGCAAGGAGUUAAAAAAAAAAAAAACAGAAAAGAGAACACACCCCCAGACCCCCGCUUCGCCGAGCCGCCGGGGGAGGGAGCGGAGGAGGCUGAGCCAGGCAGUCGCCCAGCGGCGACUUGAGAGUGGAGCGCGGGAGGAGCGGCCGCGCUGCCGCCGUCCUUUCUUCUCCUUCUUCUUCCCCUUUUCCCCCUGGAGGGGGUGGGGAGCGGGAGCCCGAGAGGGAGAAAGCCGAGAUAAAAACACCCCGAAGACAGCCAGCCAGGGCGCGCAGAGACCGAUGGCUUCGCUGUACCAGAGGUUCACAGGCAAGAUCAACACCUCGCGGUCCUUCCCGGCGCCCCCGGAGGCGAGCCACCUCCUGGGCGGCCAGGGGCCGGAGGAAGACGGCACGGGGCCCAAGCCCCUCGGAGCCCAGGCGCCGGCGGCGGCGCCCCGGGAGCGCGGCGGCGGCGCGGGCGGCCGGCCCCGGUUCCAGUACCAGGCGCGGAGCGACUGUGACGACGAGGACGAGCUGGUGGGGAGUAACCCUCCACAAAGAAACUGGAAGGGAAUAGCGAUCGCACUGCUGGUCAUCCUGGUCAUCUGCUCCUUGAUCGUCACCUCGGUGAUCCUGCUGACUCCAGCGGAAGAUAACAGUUUGUCUCAAAAGAAGAAGGUCACCGUGGAAGAUCUCUUCAGUGAAGAUUUCAAAAUUCACGACCCCGAGGCGAAGUGGAUAAGUGAUAAAGAAUUCAUCUACAGAGAACAGAAGGGAAAUGUGAUACUGCGGAAUGUUGAAACAAAUAUUUCUACAGUGUUAAUAGAAGGCAAAAAAAUUGAAUCAUUAAGAGCCAUCAGAUAUGAAAUAUCUCCAGAUAAAGAGUAUGCUCUUUUUUCAUAUAAUGUGGAACCAAUCUAUCAGCACUCCUAUACUGGAUAUUACGUCCUGAGCAAAAUUCCUCAUGGGGAUCCGCAAAGUCUAGACCCCCCGGAAGUCAGCGACGCGAAGCUUCAGUACGCGGGGUGGGGCCCGAAGGGUCAACAGCUGAUAUUUAUCUUUGAAAACAACAUCUACUAUUGCGCGCACGUCGGGAAGCAGGCCAUCCGCGUGGUCUCGACGGGGCGGGAAGGCGUCAUCUACAACGGCCUCAGCGACUGGCUGUACGAAGAGGAGAUUUUGAAGACCCACAUCGCCCACUGGUGGUCCCCGGACGGCACGCGGCUGGCCUACGCUGCCAUCAACGACUCCCGUGUGCCGGUCAUGGAGCUCCCCACCUACACCGGCUCGGCCUACCCCGCCUCCAAGCCCUACCGCUACCCCAAGGCUGGAUGUGAAAACCCCAGCAUCUCCCUGCAUGUCAUCGGCCUCAAUGGACCCACCCACGACCUGGAGAUGACGCCGCCUGAUGAUCCGCGAAUGAGGGAGUACUACAUCACCAUGGUGAAGUGGGCCACCAGCACCAAGGUCGCCGUGAACUGGCUGAGCCGGGCGCAGAACGUGUCCAUCCUCACCCUCUGCGACGCCACCACGGGCGUCUGCACCAAGAAACACGAGGAUGAAAGCGAGGCCUGGCUCCACAGACAGAACGAAGAGCCCGUGUUCUCCAAGGACGGCCGGAAGUUCUUCUUCGUCAGAGCCAUCCCGCAGGGAGGUCAGGGGAAGUUUUACCACAUCACCGUGUCCUCGUCCCAGCCCAACAGCAGCAAUGACAACAUUCAGUCCAUCACGUCCGGGGACUGGGACGUGACCAGGAUCCUGUCCUACGAUGAGACACGGAAUAAGAUCUACUUCCUCAGCACGGAGGACCUGCCGAGGAGGCGCCAGCUCUACAGCGCCAACACCGUGGGCAACUUCAACCGGCAGUGCCUCUCCUGCGACCUGGUGGACAACUGCACCUACUUCAACGCCGCCUUCAGCCCCGGCGCCGACUUCUUCCUGCUCACAUGCGAAGGUCCUGGGGUCCCCACGGUGACUGUACACAACACCACAGACAAGAAAAAAAUGUUUGACCUAGAAACAAAUGAACAUGUGCAGAAAGCCGUGAACGACCGCCAGAUGCCUAGAGUAGAAUACAAGAAAAUCGAGAUUGACGAUUACAACUUGCCGGUUCAGAUCCUCAAGCCAGCGGUCUUCUCCGACACCGCGCACUACCCCUUGCUGCUGGUGGUGGACGGCACCCCGGGGAGCCAGAGCGUGUCCGAGCGGUUUGAGGUGACCUGGGAGACGGUGAUGGUGAGCAGUCACGGGGCCGUGGUGGUCAAGUGUGACGGCCGGGGCAGCGGCUUCCAAGGGACCAAGCUCCUGCAUGAAGUGCGGCGGAGGCUGGGCACCCUGGAGGAGAAGGACCAGCUGGAGGCUGUGCGGCUGAUGCUGAAGGAGCCGUACGUCGACAAGACGCGGGUGGCCGUGUUCGGGAAGGAUUACGGCGGGUACCUGAGCACGCACCUCCUCCCCGCGAAGGGUGAGAGUCAGGGUCAAGUUUUCGCCUGUGGCGCAGCUCUCUCUCCAAUAACAGACUUCAGACUCUACGCGUCUGCCUUUUCCGAGAGGUACCUGGGCCUCCACGGACUUGACAACAGAGCAUAUGAGAUGGCCAAGGCGGCACCCCGGGUGUCGGCGCUGGAGGAGCAGCAGCUCCUGAUCAUCCACGCGACCGCCGACGAAAAAAUCCAUUUCCAGCACACAGCAGAACUCAUCACCCAGCUAAUUAAGGGAAAGGCUAAUUACAGCUUACAGAUAUACCCGGACGAAAGCCAUUACUUUAACAGCGCCUCCCUGAAACAGCACCUCUACCGCUCCAUCAUCAGCUUCUUCGUGGAGUGCUUCCGGAUUCAGGACAAGGUCCCGACAGUCACAGCAAAGGAGGAGGAGGAGGAGGACUGAGCACAGGAGCCCGAGGCUCAGCUUGGCUCUUCCUAGAACCGCGGACCCCCGGGAACCCCCGCCCCUCCCCACAGAGGCCGGUGGGGGGCAGGGAGUGUUACCUUCUUAGCAUGUGUGUCUCUGGUUCUGAAGGCAGUUGUACUUCAGAAACAAGCUCCUUCCCGGGUGGAGAUGCGUCGUCACUCACGAGGGCGUCCCCGGAGCCCGGAACCACCGCUGCUCUCCCCCCCCCCCCCAGAGUGACCGGUGCAUCCCGCAACCCCUCCCCAAGGAACAAGGCAAAGGACGAACGGCAGUGAGGAAGCUGGCCCUGGACUCCCCACUCGCAAGCAGAGCAGUGAGACCCAGCCUCCGCCGGGCACCACGGCCCCCCCGAGCGUCACACGCUGUCUGACGCCCCCGCGCCGGGAGCACCCAGAGCGCAGCUGCGCUGACAGCGCCUGCUCGUAGCUUGGCUUGCUCAGCGCCCUCGCGGGCCGUGCAGAGUGUUCCCGUAGCUAUGCUAAUGGUCAGCUUCCGGAAUUAAUUCGUAUUUUUCUAUGGUUUUUACCUGACGCUGUCUCUGGUCACGGGGUGGUUUUGCUGUGCUUUUUUGUUUUGUAUUGUUUGGCUUUGUUUUGUUCGGUCAAUGUGUAGGCUUUGCGCUUGUGUGGAGAAGGAAACGGAUCAGAAGUAACUAACUACUCUCUCCUCGAGGUCAUCUUUAGACUUUGUGGAAGCGUUUCAAAACGCUGACAGGAACAAGCAUCCAAUACUAUUCACUAAAAAUUCAUAAAUAAAACCUCUCUCCCACCAGGCCGCAUUAGGAUUUGGCUUAGAGUCGCAUUGUCCGUUUACAUAUAUUUUUAACCCCAUCCUUUUCCUCCUUGGUAAGUUGUCGAGUCUUCAUAUGCAUUUGGUUAAAGAGACAAAGUGUUGACCCCACCUCCAGGUCCAUCUCAUGUGCUGGGGUGACAGAGGCCCUCGAGGAAGGUGGGGGCUGGUGUUGGUGUCACCCCCACCCUGGGGGGUGGCCCUGUCCCUCGUGCCGCAUGCCAGCAGCCACAUCGAUGCUCUGUGCUAGGCUUGUAAGAUAGCCUCUGACCACGCGUACGUAUGGCCAGCACCCCGUGCACAUUUCCUGGUGGUGUAUAUAAAGGCAGGAUGCUGGUCAGACGUGGCGCCGCGUCCCCUGCCCGCCGCCCCGGUUCUCAGCGUGUUUGGCUCACGUGCCCGCUCUCGGGCCGACCUGGCUCUCGAGAAGUACUAGUGUGAACAGACCGUGGCCUCGGGAGCCCUCGACAACCCUGAAUGUUGGUUCUGAUUUCUCCAGCUUCUGGUCCUGCUGAGGGUCCACAACACCUUGUCGGCAGAGGAGACACGUCCACGUCGCUUUGGGGGCGGGGGUUUCACUUACACGCGCUUUGAACGUCAGCUGCGGUUAGCUGGAUUAGAAGAGCUCCGUCACGGGUUUUUCAAGGUGAAGCAUCACCCUUUGGGAUGAGGAUGAAUGGGCUGACCACCCUCCGCACACUCUGGCCGUGCUCUGCCACUUCGCGGGCUCGACUACUGCCAGGCCAGUCGGUCCGAAAGGACACGCCGGCCCCGGCCACGAGGUCUGGCGGGAGGGCAGCGGGAGCGCGGCGUGGUAGUGUUUGCUCAUCUGUGGAAUAAAACAGCAUUUUCUUUUG
Messenger RNA from Camelus dromedarius (Arabian camel), 4663 nucleotides. RefSeq names its product dipeptidyl peptidase like 6 (gene DPP6). The record is from RefSeq and is a predicted model, not a curated record. Bases 408 to 2993 code for a protein of 861 amino acids. The transcript has 26 exons. Lineage: Eukaryota; Metazoa; Chordata; Mammalia; Artiodactyla; Camelidae. Gene Ontology annotation, cellular component: plasma membrane; voltage-gated potassium channel complex. Gene Ontology annotation, molecular function: potassium channel regulator activity; serine-type peptidase activity. Gene Ontology annotation, biological process: proteolysis; regulation of potassium ion transmembrane transport.